Molecule: messenger RNA, 1359 nt
Organism: Emiliania huxleyi CCMP1516
Lineage: Eukaryota; Haptophyta; Isochrysidales; Noelaerhabdaceae
Gene: COPG1-2
Product: COPG1, gamma subunit of the coatomer
Exons: 2
Biological process (GO): protein secretion; endoplasmic reticulum to Golgi vesicle-mediated transport; intracellular protein transport
Cellular component (GO): endoplasmic reticulum; endoplasmic reticulum-Golgi intermediate compartment; Golgi membrane
Source: RefSeq, a predicted model, not a curated record
CAAGUGUCGGGGCUUGGGCUCUCCGCCGCAAUGGCGAUGGCGACGGGCGGCAGCUCGGACCUGACGGCGCAGGGCGCGCAGUGGCUGCAGGGCGCCAAGGAGGCGGUCAUGCAGAUGACCAAGGGCGAGAAGAAGGACGAGGACGAAUCGUACUCGCCGUUUCAGUCGCUGCAGAAGGCGGCCGUGCUGCAGGAGUGCAGGUGCUUCAACGACCGCGAGAUCAACCCGCGGAAAUGCAUCAGCAUCCUGACCAAGAUCCUCUGGCUCCUGGCGCAGGGCGAGAAGCUGACCGCGCUUGAGACGACCGAGAUCUUCUUCGGCGUGACCAAGCUGCUGAUGCACAAGGACCAGCAGCUCCGGCGGCUCCUCUACCUCGUGCUCAAAGAGCUGAAGCCGAGCCCAGAGGAGGUGAUCAUCGUCUGCGCGACGCUCACAAAGGACAUGAACUCCAAGGUGGACCUGAACCGCGCGAACGCGCUGCGUGUGCUCGGCGCCAUCAUUGCGCGCACCGACCCGACGAUGCUGGCGCAGAUCGAGCGCCACCUCAAGCAGGCGCUCGUCGACAAGAAUUGCUUCGUCGCCGCGUCUGCGCUCGUCUCUGGCAUCCACCUGAUGCACGUCAACCCCGAGGUGGUUCGCCGGUGGGUCAACGAGGUACAGACGGCGCUGGCAUCGGACAACCCUUCGGUGCAGUACCACGCCCUCGCGCUGCUCCACCAGAUCAAGCGGCAGGACCGCCUCGCCGUCUCCAAGGUGGUUGCCUCGCUGACGCGGACGCCGCUCAAGUCGCCGCUCGCGCACUGCCUUCUCAUCCGGUUCGCCAAGGCGAUGAUGGAGGACGGUGGCUCGGAGCGCGACCGCGCGCUCUUCGACUUUCUCGAGGCGUCGCUCCGCCACCGCUCCGACAUGGUCAUCUACGAAGCGGCCACCGCCAUCUGCUCGCUCACGUCGGUGGCGCAGCGCGAGCUGUCGCCGUCGAUCACCGUGCUGCAGCUCUUCCUCUGCUCGCCAAAGCCGGCGUGCCGCUUCUCCGCCGUGCGCACGCUCAACAAGAUCGCGAUGGCGCACCCGAUGGCGGUGACCCCCUGCAACAUGGACAUGGAGGGCCUCAUCAACGACUCGAACCGCUCCAUCGCCACGCUCGCCAUCACCACGCUGCUCAAGACGGGCUCCGAGUCGGGCGUCGAGCGGCUGAUGAAGCAAAUCACGUCCUUCAUGUCCGAGAUCGCGGACGACUUCAAGAUCGUCGUCGUCGACGCGAUCCGCGCGAUGUGCCUCAAGUUCCCGCAGAAGCACCGGCUGCUCAUGACCUUCCUCGCAAACGUGCUGCGCGAGGAGGGCGGCUUCCAGUACAAAAAG